AUGUCAUCCCCUCGCCGCCGUAUCGAGUCAGACGUCAUGAAGCUCAUGAUGACAGACCACAAUGUUACUCUGGUUGGAGACUCGAUGGUUGAGUUCUACGUCGUUCUUCAUGGCCCAAAAGACAGUCCAUACGAGGGUGGGAUGUGGCGAGUCCACGUUCGACUCCCCGAAGCAUACCCUUAUAAAUCCCCGUCCAUUGGCUUUGAGAACAAGAUGUUUCACCCCAACGUCGACUUUGCGUCGGGCAGUGUCUGCCUCGAUGUCAUCAACCAAACUUGGUCACCGAUGUAUGAACUCUUGAACAUUUUUGAAGUCUUUCUGCCCCAGCUGCUCUUGUAUCCCAACGCAGCCGAUCCGCUCAACGGAGAGGCUGCCAGCCUGUUGCUCAAUGACCCAGAACGCUACAAGCAAACAGUCCGAGGUUCGUGUGGGGGGGGGCAGUGGUCGGAACAGAAGACUCACAAAGGGGCAGCAUAA
Monosiga brevicollis MX1 is the source of this 477-nucleotide messenger RNA. RefSeq lists its product as uncharacterized. Gene Ontology annotation, biological process: protein polyubiquitination; ubiquitin-dependent protein catabolic process. The coding region runs from base 1 to 477 and encodes 158 amino acids. The transcript is spliced from 6 exons. Gene Ontology annotation, cellular component: nucleus. NCBI's taxonomy places the organism in Eukaryota, Choanoflagellata, Craspedida, Salpingoecidae. Gene Ontology annotation, molecular function: ubiquitin conjugating enzyme activity. The record is from RefSeq and is a predicted model, not a curated record.